Molecule: messenger RNA, 1611 nt
Organism: Lactuca virosa
Lineage: Eukaryota; Viridiplantae; Streptophyta; Magnoliopsida; Asterales; Asteraceae
Source: the annotation of a GenBank genome assembly
AUUCUAUUUCUCAGGGGAAAGCACAAACCGCCUUACAUUUUCUCAUCCUUAUCUUUUCUUCCUCAAACCGGUUUUCGCCCUUCUCCUCCAAUCAGAUGCAAGCCCCUUGUCCAAUCUUCUUCUACCUUCGUUGUGAUUUAUUUCUCUGUCUUUGUUUUCUCCAUUUGGACCUCCCGCUUCCCAGUGAUACAAUUUUUUUUCGGAUUCCCGGUCGACCGACUUGCUUCACCCACUCAACCUUAAUCGAUCGGGUCUUCUGUCUCAUGCUUGGUUUCAAGUGAAGCUUAUCAGCACCUCCUGUAUCUCUAUCAACCUCUCCCUAAUUCGUGAACCCUAAUUGAAGUGUUACUCCAUGUGUUGAAGCAUUUCAUGCCCUAAAUCUUCCCACCGCCAUCAGUGUGACAUGGGGAUGAACAUUCGCCAUCAUCAGAUAAAAUCAUCCUCAUAUUCAUGAAAAAAGGCGGCAUAGGCGUCGUUGGAUUUGAGGAUGAACGCAAAUGGAAACAUGAGGUCCUUAGUUGAUUGUGAUUACCUUCCACAGUAUGUCCAUCAUUUUUUCCCGCCACCUGCCUCCUCAAUCCUCUUCCUUCUAUCAUCUGCUGUCUCCUUCAUGUUGGUUACUUGAAAACCCAUUCUUUGGUUUUGAAAUUCAGGUGUGGAAACAAAUGAGGUUUUGGAGAACCAUUAUGGUUGCUGGCAUGAUAAACAAGCCAAUGUCGUUGGUUGUAAAUAAUCAUUUAUUGGAAAGAACGAGCUUUCAAAUCGUUGCUGAAUUACUCAGUUCAGGUUGUAGGAACCAAAUUGAAUAUAAAACCUUUAAUUUGGGAGUCGAGUUGCAAGUGGUUCCGCAAACGAAGGCCAAAGAAGAAGGUGAUCAAGCUAUGUCUGGUUAUCGAACUGCUGCACGUUUAUUUCCUGGGUGUCACUUACCUACUUUAUAUAUUGGAAUGGAGUACAUGCGUACCCACAGCUUCAAACUCGCUGAUCAGGUGCUAAUUGGUAUAAAAAGGUGGAAUGAAAACUCAAUUAAGUUGUAUAGUGAAGCAAUUACAUAUUACGAAAAGGGCCUUGCACUAUCUACAAGAAGCUUAAGCACGUACCAUCCGAAAACAAUGCUCAGAAACUUGAACAUGUUUCGACAACAAGAAAACAAGCUACUGAAACUAAAAUCAUUUUGUGAUUCCAAUCCACCCGUGAAUGAUGCAGGCUGUAGGCUGAACGUGACAGACUACAAAAAGGUCCAUCACUAUACAAUUCAGAAUGGGUUAAAGCAUGUAAAAAAAACAAAUCAGCUUUUAGUUAUAUUCUGAUGGUGCUUCAAAAAAUCUUUCGGAUGACCAUGUUGAUUUCUGCAGAGUGUCGGGUAUAUCAUGAGAUGACAUAUUUGUGUGCAAAUUUACACUUUUGUCCCUGGAAUCACGAAAAUUUACUAGAGACUGCAAAAAUGCUGAAGGCCAUGCAGGAAAUGGAAAACAAAUAUGACGAACUUAUCAACAAUCUCAAAAAAAAAUCAAAAACCUCCCUGAAGACAAACAUCCCUACGUUACACCAUACAACCUGAAAGAAGAAAAAAUAAAAUGACUCAGCGCCAGCGGGCGCACAUGAUUCCCA